Bipolaris sorokiniana ND90Pr is the source of this 606-nucleotide messenger RNA. RefSeq lists its product as uncharacterized. NCBI's taxonomy places the organism in Eukaryota, Fungi, Ascomycota, Dothideomycetes, Pleosporales, Pleosporaceae. The record is from RefSeq and is a predicted model, not a curated record. The transcript has a single exon. The annotation marks the transcript as partial.
AUUCGGAGAAAAAUCUUGGAUAGUGUGUCCGCCUUCGACGCAGCAAAGUUAGUUAACUUGAAAUUGUGCGUUUUGACUGCGAAGGAAAAAGAGAGAUAUCUUAGGCCAAUCCGAGAUCUAGUUUGGGAUGUACCUGCGGUUGAAAGACUUUCACGAGAGGGCAUGAAAUUGAUGUUGCUUGGAGACGGCGCUUGUGCACUCGAGCAGCGGUUGCGCGCGACGGAACGUUAUUUGAAUUCUCGCGGGAAUGGAAGACUCACAAUCUACUUAUUGGGCACAUUUCCAGUUUUCACGCCAACAGCGACGACGCUCGACUCACUAGUCGAAUUCAGCACUACAGGACAUUCUAACCCUGUACGGUUUAUUUGUGACAAGUAUCAACUGGGCCGCGUUCGCGCUGUUUCAGACAUAAAUGCGAAGGGAGACUUUCUUAUGAGUUUUAGUGCGCCAAUGCAAGCGUCUCCCAAUCCUAUUAAGGGAUCUUGGUAUAAGGUAGACGAUGUUCCAGAUCGUACAGUUGAUUUGUGGGUGUAUGUGCCUUCUUUGCGCGACCGUUUUCGCAAAGAAGUUAGGCUAACACCACUGGACGCGCUGCGGAUGAUGGGA